Anguilla anguilla (European eel) is the source of this 1548-nucleotide messenger RNA. RefSeq names its product sorting nexin family member 30 (gene snx30). Gene Ontology annotation, molecular function: phosphatidylinositol binding. Bases 165 to 1481 code for a protein of 438 amino acids. Lineage: Eukaryota; Metazoa; Chordata; Actinopteri; Anguilliformes; Anguillidae. The transcript has 9 exons. The record is from RefSeq and is a predicted model, not a curated record.
GGAACUGCGCAGUGUACGUCAGCUGACUGUGCGCAGGGUAGUUUUGCUGUUUGUUCACGGCAUUGGUACAGCUAACUGGCUAGCCAGCAAUCAAGCAAACCACUUACUAGCUAAGAUCUGAAUAUUUGCGGAAAAUCUGAGAGCGUUUUCCUGUCGCUUGCACAAUGAGUGCUGGCACCCCUAAAUCUCUACCAUCAUCGGGGCAGAAAUCCAUUCAAGAUAUCAGCCACCCUCUUUCUGCCGAGGACUCCGUUCUCACACCCAGCCCUGAUUUGGGAAACACUACGAGCAGCAUCGGGGAGAAGGACCUGAGCCUACCCAACGGCACCCCAGUGGACACGUCCAGCCCCGCCUCCUCGUCCUCCCUACUGAACCGACUGCAGCUGGACGAUGACCUGGACGGAGAAACGCGCGACCUGUUCGUCACCGUCGACGACCCCAAAAAGCAUGUGUCCACCAUGGAAACCUACAUCACUUACAGAGUCAGCACAAAGACCAGCAGGACCGAGUUCGACCUGCCGGAGUACUCGGUGCGCAGGCGGUACCAGGACUUCGAUUGGCUGAGGAUCAAACUGGAAGAGAGUCAACCCACGCAUCUCAUUCCCCCCCUCCCCGAGAAGUUUGUGAUGAAGGGGGUGGUGGACAGGUUUUCGGAAGAAUUUGUGGAGACCAGGAGGAAGGCCUUGGACAAAUUUCUGAAGAGGGUGGCGGACCACCCCGUACUGUCCUUUAACGAGCACUUGAACGUCUUUCUUUCCGCCAAGGAUUUGAACGCGUAUAAGAGGCAAGGGCUGGCCCUGCUGACCAAAAUGGGGGAGUCGGUGAAGUACGUCACCGGGGGUUACAAGCUGCGGGCUCGGCCGGCGGAGUUCGCCGCCAUGGGCGACUACCUGGACGUGUUCACGCAGAAGCUGGGCACCAUCGACAGGAUAGCGCAGAGGAUCAUCAAAGAGCAGUCGGAGUACCUGGUGGAGCUGCGGGAGUACGGGCCGGUCUACUCCGGCUGGGCCUCGUCCGAGGGGGACCUGCGGGAGCCCCUGGAGGGCGUGUCGGGGUGCGUGGCCAACUGCUCCACGGCGCUGGAGGAGCUCACGGAGGACAUGAGCGAGGACUUCCUCCCCGUGCUGCGGGAGUACGUCCUCUACAUCGAGUCCAUGAAGAACGUCCUGAAGAAGAGAGACCAGGUCCAGGCCGAGUACGAGGCCAAGCUGGAAGCUGUGGCGUUUCGGAAAGAGGAGAGGACGGGGGUAAGCGCGGUGCCCACGGACGUGGAGAAGUGCCAGGAUCGCGUGGAGUGCUUCAACGCGGACCUGAAGGCCGACUGGGACCGCUGGCAGAACAACAAGAGGCAGGACUUCAGGCAGCUGCUCACGGGCAUGGCCGACAAAAACAUCCAGUACUACGAGAAGUGCCUUGCAGCUUGGGAGUCCAUCAUUCCACUAUUACAGGAGAAGCAGGACGCCAAAACGGACACGAACUGAGACUGAAAACUGCCUCGCCCCACCCUCACCCCCACCCCCCCACCCAGCCGCUCUUCUCCCUCGCGCC